AUGAUUAAACAACAGCAACUUAAGGCACAAAACACCCAGGUCCCUCAGACCAUUACAUACGCCAUAUAUGCAUAUAAUUCAAAGACGGCAGAACAAACGCAAAGGUUGAAAUAUGGAGAUUUGGAGAUAGUAUUGAAAAAUGAACAUUUCGAAUUCGUUUGCAAAGGUGGUGCAGUGAUAUCAAAUAUAAAAGAAAUUUUAUUUAUGAAUUCAAAAAUUAAAGGAAUACCGGAUGAUAUAACAUCAAUUCCACCAGAAGAACAGAGAUAUUACGCAUUAAAUGCAUUUCCUAAAGUUUUGAAGAUUGGAAGAUUUGAUUUAAAUGAGGAAUUCAUAGAAGGUUUCCUAAACGACAUAAUGAAGAAGGCGGAUAAAACAUAUGUGGAUAGUGAGUUAGAGAAGAAGGCAAAUUUGGUUUAUGUUGAUGAAAAAGAUAAUGAAAUUAAAGAAAAGGUUGAAUGGUAUCAUGAAUGGACAUUUGAGACUUUUAAAGUUAAAGCUGAUACAGAAUGGGUUUCAGGAUGUUUAGACCUUAAAGCGGAUAAAACAUAUGUUGAUGAAAAUUAUGCAAAGAAGUCGGAAGUAAAUGAUGUGAUUACAAGCAUGAAAAAUGAAAUACUUCAAACAUUAUAUCCUGUUGGUUCUAUUUAUACAUCAAUGAACUCAACAAAUCCAGCAAGUGUUUUAGGUUUUGGUACGUGGAAGCAGAUUGUAGAUAAAUUCUUAUACUGUGCUAGAUAUUCAAAGCAAACAGGAGGUUCGAAGAAAAUUAAAGAAGCAAACCUUCCACCGCACACUCAUACAGGAACUACAAACACAACAGGUAAUCAUUCACAUUCAAUAACAAAAAGAGGUUAUAUAAAUCUUGCAGCGG
Messenger RNA from Trichomonas vaginalis G3, 874 nucleotides. Its product is annotated as keratin-associated protein family. The annotation marks the transcript as partial. NCBI's taxonomy places the organism in Eukaryota, Parabasalia, Trichomonadida, Trichomonadidae. The record is from RefSeq and is a predicted model, not a curated record. The transcript has a single exon.